AUGCAAAAUAAAGCGGAACAGGAUAGAAAUCAAGAGGCCACAGUCUACCUCGGUAAUCUGGACGACAAAUGCACAGAUGCACUGAUAUGGGAAUUGAUGUUGCAAGCGGGUCCAGUCUCAAAUGUCUUUUUACCGAAAGACAGGAUAUCAAUGUCACAUCAAGGAUUUGGAUUCUGUGAAUUCCUGACAGAGGCAGAUGCAGAAUAUGCAGUUAAGAUAAUGAAUCAGAUAAAACUGUACGGUAAACCGAUCAGAGUGAAUAAAGCAAGUUACGACAAGAAAUCAUUGGAUGUAGGAGCGAAUUUGUUUGUCGGAAGUUUAGAUCCUCAAGUUGAUGAAGGUACUUUGGCCGAUACUUUUGGUACUUUCGGUUCACUGGCUGAGGCUCCCAAGCUCGCUCGAGAUCCUACAACCGGUCUAUCAAAGGGAUACGCCUUUAUUGCGUAUAACGAGUUUGAAGCUGCUGAUAUGGCAAUUGAAAAUAUGAAUGGACAAUUCUUCGGUGGUAAACAAAUUAGUGUGCAAUAUGCUUUCAAGAAAGAUGGUAAAGGUGAAAGGCAUGGUGGUCAAGCUGAAAGAAUAUUGGCUGCUCAAGCAAAGAAACAUCAAUUGAUACCUGGGUCAUCUACACCUGCAUAUCAAUAUCAAGGUCAAUUUGCAGGUGCUUUAUCAAAUGGACAAUUAGCUUCAGGUGGAGCACCAUCAUAUCCACCUCCUCCUCCUGGUAUGCCAGUAUAUCAACCUCCACCUCAACAACAGCAGCAACAACAACAACAAUAUCAAUCGUAUCCGCCUCAAGGAUAUCCUCCUUCGGGUCCAGGUGGAGCCGCUUCAUACGGUCAAAAUGGUUAUGCACCACCGCCACCUCCACCCACUGGUUUCCCAGUAGCUGGACAAACACCCCAAAUGGGUUAUGGAAUGACUCCACAACAGACUCAAGGUGGGGCACCCCCUCCGCCUCCGCCUCCCAUAAGAAUGGGUUUCCAAUAG
Messenger RNA from Kwoniella shivajii, 990 nucleotides. RefSeq lists its product as uncharacterized. Lineage: Eukaryota; Fungi; Basidiomycota; Tremellomycetes; Tremellales; Cryptococcaceae. The record is from RefSeq and is a predicted model, not a curated record. Gene Ontology annotation, molecular function: RNA binding. Gene Ontology annotation, cellular component: U12-type spliceosomal complex; nucleolus; U2 snRNP. Gene Ontology annotation, biological process: positive regulation of mRNA splicing, via spliceosome. The transcript has 7 exons. The coding region runs from base 1 to 990 and encodes 329 amino acids.